Messenger RNA from Canariomyces notabilis, 411 nucleotides. RefSeq lists its product as uncharacterized. The transcript has a single exon. The coding region runs from base 36 to 359 and encodes 107 amino acids. The record is from RefSeq and is a predicted model, not a curated record. NCBI's taxonomy places the organism in Eukaryota, Fungi, Ascomycota, Sordariomycetes, Sordariales, Chaetomiaceae.
UUGUACUUGUUGGUUUAGAGCCUCGUUCUUCAUCCAUGAUCCAGAUCAAUCUGCUUUGGGACAAGCCACAGCUGGGAGGUUGUGUCCUCUGCGCCAUAACCGACAGCAUGGUCAUAGUGGUAGACCGCAAGGACUUCAACUCAUUUGCCCAAUCGAUUCCCACAAUCUGCAGCAAUCUUUCCCUUCUCUUCACAGCGGCGCUCCGAGGUAUCGUCCUCCUUGUCGAGCUCCCUGUUGUUGGCGCCGAUGUCCAGAACUCCAACUUAGAUGAGUCCGGUUUGGCCGUGUCGCAGACUCGUCGUCUGUCUUCAUAUGCACCUACAGCCCAUGGCUACAGUUUCUCUGGGACAACGACCUAGCGGUUACCUCCUUCAAUAAGUUUAGGACGACCACUGACUUGCUACUAGUAGU